Molecule: messenger RNA, 1489 nt
Organism: Bursaphelenchus xylophilus (pine wood nematode)
Lineage: Eukaryota; Metazoa; Nematoda; Chromadorea; Rhabditida; Aphelenchoididae
Source: the annotation of a GenBank genome assembly
AUGAAGUUUUAUCAUGAUUCGGAUUCUGAAGAUUACUUGGAGUUUGCCAAUGAUCGCCUUAAAGAUAUUUGGCUUAGGAAUCGUGAAGUUUACUUUGAAAAUACAACAUACGCCGAUAGAAUCUACAGGUAACAACUAAUUACCAAUAAUCGCUAUGUUUUGUUUCUGAGAUUCUUAAUUAUAUACGACGACAGAAUUUAAUUUUAAUUUUAGCCUUCUAGUCAACACUUCCUUGUGCUACAAUUCGAGCCCGCAAGGAAAUUGCCACGACUUUUUUCUCGGCCUUUCUCACAGCUUAUGUGUUGAGCCAGUUGUUGAAAUCGAAUUAAAUUUUGUGUUUGAGGAGUCUGAAAGUGAAAUUAUUUCGACCAAAUUUGAGAGCAUUGGAUACCAGGUAAAAGCCAAAGCUUCAUUACCAAAUUAAAACAUCUAGGCGAUGACUGCUAGACAAUCGAUAGGUUGUCAGUUAUCACUGACCAUAUCAAAUAACCAGAAACAACAUAUCGGACGGCCACCCGCUUCAACAGUCUUGAAAUUUUAUACGGACCGUAAAUAUUUUAAUAACGUAGGUUUGUAUUUCGCGCAAUUCUCAUUGUUUAUCUUAACUUGGUUAGUGAUCGUAUGAGUAUUUCAUUUUGGGCAGCUCGAAGUUUUUGUUUGUAAUUCGCUUUCUGUUUCUUUCUUUUAACCUCCUUGGCGGAUAAAUGGAUAAUCUCGAUUUCUUUUCAGAUGGAUUUUGAAAGAUUUAAUUAUCAUACUAUUUGCUAUGACAAAAAAACGAACCGAAUUUACUUUGUGGAGAUCUGCAACAGGAGGAGCCUUUCUAUCAAGUAUUUCACUCCGGGAAGCGAUCAGAAAACGAUGAUUUGGGAGACUAUCGCUUAUGAGCCUUACGCUUACGAGGUUCGGCAACUUUCCGCAGACGGAGAUAACGUCUUCUUCGUGCGUUCAGAGGGAGGAAUUACUCGUGUUCUGUACUUUAAUUUGGCAACAAGAUUAUGCCUUGAACACUCAAUGGGUGGCGAUCUUUUAAUGAUUAUUCAACGAGGAAGCAAGUUAAUGGUUCAUUGCGAAAAAUCAACGGCGCUUUUAACAGUCGGCAAUAAGAUUCGGAUAUCUUGGAAAGAAGAAACUAGUGAUAUGUGUCAGAUGGAUGACACAACCUUUGUCUUAGCUGGUUGUGGACGAGUGAAGGUAAGGUUUGAUGGCUUCUAUGACAUGGUUUUAGUUUCAGUUUUUAAAAUUUUGAUUUAAGUUUGCUCGUUUCGUCAACGAUCGUCUUGUCAUUCACAAAACGCAGAUUCCAGCUGACAAUAAGACCUGCAUUGGUAGAAGAAGUGCCAAUGUAUUCUCAGUAUGUGAUGGAACUGAAACCACAACCCAAUACAUCUUUGAGAUCUUCAACGGCGACUUGAUUUGCAACCAAAUUUAUCGUCGGAAAAAGGCCCGAGUGCGUGAUUAUUGGUUCAACUGCUUGUUUGCUAAAUAG